This is a messenger RNA of Venturia canescens, 10532 nucleotides long. RefSeq names its product protein alan shepard (gene shep). The record is from RefSeq and is a predicted model, not a curated record. Gene Ontology annotation, cellular component: nucleus; ribonucleoprotein complex. The coding region runs from base 594 to 2219 and encodes 541 amino acids. The transcript has 11 exons. NCBI's taxonomy places the organism in Eukaryota, Metazoa, Arthropoda, Insecta, Hymenoptera, Ichneumonidae. Gene Ontology annotation, molecular function: mRNA binding.
GUCAACCUCCACCACCACCACCACCACCACCACCACCUUCACCACCUCCUUUUUUUCUCUUCAUUGCCGAUCGACGGGGGAUCCCCGCGCGUUCUCCCCGUGUCUCGGCAUUCCUCUCUUUGCGCCUCUCCCUCCGUUUGGCGCACGAUUUCGACGGUGUACAAAUUUUCGUUUCUUCCACGCGUAAGUGAAAGAUUCGAACGUACACGCGAGAGUGUAUCAAACAAAUAAACACUAACGAAAUAUAAUGCGAGUGUAAAAAUUGGCAUCGAAAAUAUUCAUUUGGUGUGUGUCAGUGGAAGUGUUUAUUCUCUUUAUUUGGUUUUUUUUUUUUCCAAUCGAAGAACGAAGAGAAUUAGUGGCGAAAACUUUUUCGAUAAAAACCUCCGAGCUUGCAAGUUUUUUGUGAUAAAUAACAAUAAAUACACAAUUAUAUAUAGAACGAAAGUCUACCGGGUCUUUUGAUACAUAGACGAAGAAAGAGCGAGAUAGAGCGGUUGCCAGCUGCGCCGAGACACACGAGAGAUCACCACGACUGGCAAGCAGCGGGAGGAGCACCAGUAGCGGGAACAGCAGCGCUAGACUCGCCAAGCAUGUCCGUGAGGAUGGAGAACGUAGCGGCUUCGAGGAAGCUCCAAUACAAAAUGAUGGGUACGAACGGACCACGUCCAACGUACGCGGGUGCGAACAACGGUAAUGCUGGAAGUGGGGGAGCAGGAGGCGGUGGCGGCGGUGGCGGGGGUGGUGUCGGAGUGGGUGUAGGACCGAGCGCUGGAGGGCACGGAUUGAAAGGUGGCGCUGGUGGUGGACCGAGAGGAGGUAACCCGGUGCAAUAUAGGGCCAGCGGUGCCGGCGGUACAGCAUGGGGUGCGGCACCGUCUCACGCGGCAGCGGCAGCCGCAGCAGCCGGUUAUCCACCGUAUACGAGGUAUCCAAGUGCUGCUGCCGCAGCCGCAGCCGCAGCCGCACAGAUUCCAGUCGGAGCUCAGCAACUUCCGCCCACGACGAAUCCUUACGCGGCUACUGCCUACGCUCAGCAUGCCUCGUAUGGUGGACAAAGGGUACCAACAGCAUCAUCGCCGGCGAAUACGCACAGUAGCUCGAGCAGCGCGACCGGAAGUCAGAGCGGUACGAUGAGCACGAGUCUGAGCAACAACGCUAUGCAGGGACAACAGCCUGAACAAUUGUCAAAAACAAACCUCUACAUACGAGGCCUUGAUCAAAAAACAACCGACAAGGAUCUCGUGAACAUGUGUUCUCAAUACGGAACCAUAACAUCGACCAAGGCGAUUCUCGACAAAAAUACAAAUAAAUGUAAAGGUUAUGGCUUUGUAGACUUUGAGUCACCGGUGGCGGCUGAGGGUGCUGUGAAAGCACUGGUCGCCAAGGGCAUCCAAGCACAGAUGGCGAAAGUGGGUAUCUGGUUGCAUCGUAGACUGGCCAGUGUACGUUGGUUGUGCAUGCAACAACAGGAGCAGGAUCCGACCAACUUAUACAUCGCAAACUUGCCUGUAAACUUCAAGGAAAACGACGUCGAGGGUCUUCUCGCUCAGCACGGCCAGGUGGUCUCGACGCGAAUACUCCGUGAUACAAUGGGACAGAGUAAAGGUGUUGGAUUUGCCAGAAUGGAAUCUAAAGAGAAGUGCGAACAAAUUAUCCAGAUGUUCAACGGCAAAGCGUUGCAGGGAGCUAAGGACGCUUUACUAGUGAAAUUUGCCGACGGUGGAAACAAGAAAAAGUCACUUUACAAGAGUACAAUAUGGAGAGAAACCGGCGAUAACAUGACAUUGAAUUAUGAUCCAAGUGGCGCAGGCCAAAACGGCGUACCGACCGCUCAUAUGCUACCCACUGCGACGAUCGCUCAGUAUAGUCGUCAUUAUGGUCAAGCAGUUCCGGGCUACAGCGUACCAGGAGCACCCUGGGUCACCCCGUAUCUCGUGCAGACUGGGCCGCCGCACAUGCAACAGGUUGACAUGAUGCCAACGGCUGAUCCAAGCAAUGCACAGUACAGUAUGAUUCCUCAAAUCACCACUCAAAUGUCUACUCUACAUCUUGGCACUGGUUCCUACAUUGCGGCGAGCCCUCAUCCGUAUCCUUACACGACGUAUCCAGCGCCAGGAAUAAUUCACACUCUGCCACUCGGAGAUUCGGAGCAAACGAGUAACGCAGCAUCGCCGGACGACACCUAUCAACAGUACCAGGCACAGCAGCCCAAGUAGGCCACAGUUCUAUAGGUACGACUAUGCCGAAGGUUACAUAAGUUAGAGAAGGCGUGCCCGUCGUAACGAAGGAAUAUUUGUCCAUCGACGAAAUAGAGCAGUGGAGUCAGCGAGAGAAGGAAAAAGAGUGAAAGGCGAGAAAAAGUGAAAAGAUUAUAGAAUAUAAAAAAAAAAAAGAAAAAAUUGUAAAACAAAAGAAAUGAUGGAAAGUGCGAAUCAACGAGCUAACAAUUGAAUGCGUGUGCGUGUGUGUGCGUGUCCGUGUGCAUGUGUGCGUGUGUGUGUUUCCGUUAGAGAGAAAGAGAGAGAGAGAGAGAGAGAAAGAGAGAGAGAGAGAGAGCGACUAGAAAUAAAACAACAGAAGUUUUUAAGAGGAUGGAUCAGUCGGUACAUCGCAACCAUGAGUACGAGAGAGAUAGCUGCAAAUUUCGAAAUCGAAAUUCUCUGGCACGCUUUGACCGAUUAAAAAAAAGGCUCUGUCAGUCGAUUUUUGCCAUCGUUCUGCGUAAGCUGACAGAGCCUUUUUUAAUCGGUCAAACUGUGUCAGAGAAUUUCAAUUUCGAAAAUUCCAAGUGAGGUUAGUCGACUGAUCUAUACUCUUAAUUCUUCCUCGCCGGUUUAUAAGACAUGUGAAAACCAGAAAAAUAUGAAGAGAAAAUCAAUAAUGGAUCAACGAGAUGAAGAGGUGGAACGCGUGAAUGGGGGGGGUUAUGAAAUACAAAAAGAAGGACAAACAUUAAAAGAAAGGAGAAGAAAAUCAGGAAAGAAACGAGGAAUAACGUGAAAUUAUUGACUUGCCAGCCAUCUUUUAUACAUUUUAUCCUUCAAGAGAAGAUAGGGUGAAAUUAGUUGAAUAUUUUACAACGAGUAGAGAACGACCUUCAACGUAAAUUACGAGAGUUUUUUUAGGGAGAAAAAGAGAGGAGAAGAAAAACGGGCUCGCGAGAGAGUACGAGGACAUCAUGGACGUCCGCAAAUUCGUAGAGAGACGUAAAACAAAAUUGAAUAAAUGGAAGUACGAUCAAUGUCAAAUAAGGCUUGAAAUUUUUGUUCAAAGAUACUGGGGGCUGAGAAACUGAGAGGGAAGAUUUUGACGACAUUCGUAAGGCCCGGCCUCGCGGGAACUAAUGACGAUAUGCUUCCAAGAUAAAUUUAGGUAUUACACUUACUAAGACGAUGCGACUAAGAGACGGAAGCGUUAAAUCGGAACGCUUGAAAGUGUGAAUAAAUAUUUUACCAGAAAGAGCAGAUUAAAAGUGAAAAAAAAUUAUGAAACUUAUUAUGAAAGUGUGAAGAAGAAGAAGAAAAAGAAGAAGAAGAAAAAGAAGAAAAGAAGAAGAAGAAGAAGAAGAAAAGCGAUGUUUUUUUGUGUAAAUCAAAAACGAACGCGAGUAAACAAUACAACUCAAUUACACUUUUCUGCAGAAAACUGCAUUCUCCUCGAAGAGGCACUGAUUCUUUAGGUGAGAUAAAAAAUAUAUUCGCUUCAACGCUUGGGUCCGCGAAGAUGGAUUUUUUUUUCAUGCACUACCCGUACACGUAUAUUUUGUUUUAAGCUCCAACGAAAAUUAUUACACGUAUAUGGGCGCUCCCACGACUCGGACGAAAGUCGUGAAUACACCGACAUUCGGUGACCGCUACGCUUCCCUCUCUCAUCUUCCUCCGUGUCUCUCUUGCUUGCCUCUUCCACAUUCACAUUUUGAUCUUUCGUCCUUUUUCUCUCAUAAUGACAACCACACACCAUCCCCUCUGUUCUGUACAUAAUGCAUUAUCAAACAAGAGCGAGAAUCUUCUAUCCCUAUGGCUGAUCAAUACGAACAAUUGGCUCUUUUUUUGUUUUUUCAUUUUGCUAAUUCUCGUACGUUAUCAUCGCCUGGGGAAUCGAGUUGCUUCGCAAGUUAAAGAAUACAUUGAAAUCGUCUUCGUUUGGCUCCUCGAAAACAUCAUUCUUGUUGAAGGACAAUAGAGUUUAACGUCAAGAAAUAGUUACAACGAGAUGGAUAAAUAUAAAUGUUUCUUUAUAGCCGAAACGAAAUGGCAAAAAAGGAGAAAGAAAGUCUUGAAUUUUAGCUCACGUCGUUAUCGAUGAUUUUCUCUAUUUCAGACAUUCCUAAAAUUAGGAACUGAUACGCAAUGUUAUUUUGUAUUUAUUUAUUUUUUUUCAUCCAAAUAUAACUGACAAUGCGAUGAUCGUGAACUUUUUGCGAACAUUAACGUAGAGAAAAUAAACAAAAAAAUUAUUGACCGGAUAAUGAGCGAGAGAGAGAGAGAGAGAGAAUGAGUGAGGAAGGAAAGAGUAAAAACGAGUGAAGAAGAUAGAACAUAGGGUCGCAGAAAAAACUGUAUUUUAUGAUACAAAAAUAGAAAAAAAACAACCCGGAAUAAAAGAUUUUAUUCCGCAUGAGGGUUAACUUUCCACGAGUUACAUAUUGGACGAAAUGCAAAUCGAAUAAUACUUGGUGCGGGAAAUGCAACUGAAAAAAAAAAAUGAAUAAAAUAAGAAAAUAAAAAAGGGAAAAGGCACAUUGGUUAACCAGAAGAACAGGCUAGAGUACAGAGAGAGGAUAAUAAGACAUAAUGCCAAGUUUCACGAGAAAAAAAAAACAAGUGGAGAAGAAGAAAAUGUAGUGUACUCUCUAGAACAUUAAUUAUAUAUUUAUGAGUAGAGUUAUCACUACAAAUGCAAAUCGAAGUAUCAGUUUAAAUUGUACAGUGAAUACAAAUAUUUUCUUUAGAAUUGUGCCUUUUCCGACAGCUCCGCCUGACAUCGAAAUGUGCUGGGAGAUGAGGGAGAAAAGAAGAAGGAGAGGAGGAAAAUAUUUCGAUGUCGGCGUGUGAGUUGUGUGUAACUUGAGCCAAAUUUUUAUCUUGCAGUUGCAAAAAGGUAUUUGAAAAAAAAAAUAAAAAGUAGGAAGAAAAAGAAGGAGAAGGAUGAGAAUUGAAAAGAGUUCUCUUUUUAGCCAUUUGUAUCAAACACAGUUUUGUAAAAUUCGGUUACGUCAUUGCAUACAAACCGAAUUUUGAUAGAUUUUGUAUGUGUAGUUGCCAAUAAUGGGCUUUUAUAAGACGUGAUAAUAGUUUCCAAUCGGUUCAACAAAUAGAUCGUUAUUAUUUGUUAAAACUAGGUUUCUCCCUCUUUUUAUAUAUACAUUUUUUAUUUUUCUUCAUUGUCCCCCUCCCCCCUGCGUUUCCAGCGAAAUUUGGGACGUAUUUUGUAUUCCGGAGCGCAAUGCGACGCAGGAGCCUGAGAAGCCAGAAAGCGUAAAAAACUAAUAUUCAAAUGAAUUUUUUAAACGAUUACAGUCGCUAUUCUCUACAGGACAGGCAAAUUUAUCACCCAAAAUACGAGGGCAUAAAAAAAAAAGAAAGAAACAGCGAAAUGAUUCAUAGUCACGAAAUUGUUUAUUAAAGACAUAGAACGACACAAAUCGAAUUUCUACGACAAAUACAAACAGAACGAGUAAGAAAGAGAAUUUGAUAACGCUAUAAUAAGUAUAAAUUAGUAUAUUUAUAUAUGAAAAAAAAGCGUUCAUCGAAAUCGUUCGAGAUAAUCGAGAUCCUGUCACGCGAUAUGACAUUUUAGUCAAAAAUCCCCCUUCCCUCUCCUCCCCGGUUCGCAAAUCGUCGGAAUAACAAGAAAAAGGACCAAGGCGACACGUGAAAACGUCACCGUCUCUUCCAUCCUCCUCCGCAUACGUAUUCCAAUUCCGUAAAACUGCGUAGCCCUGAUUUGAAAGAAAGAGUAGAGAGAAAGAGAGAGAGAGAGAGAGAGAGGCAAGAGAGAUAUGGAGCAAGGUGAAAUGAUUUCUUCAGAGUGAUUGUGAGAUUAUGGAAAAAAAAUGGGAAAAAAAAACAAUAGCUUUCUACCAAAUAAACUCGAGCUCCGUUAAAUAACGAGAAACUAAGCGUAAGAGAAAUAAAAAAAAAUGAAAAGGAGGAGCUCGGUCGACGCGAGCGUGUACGAUGGACAGGUAGUUAGGUAGAUUUAGAACGAAAACAAACAAAAAAGAUGGAAUAACGGCGACUUGUAGCUAUUAUUAUAAUAUUACAAUAAUAAUAUACUGUAUUAUUAUAAUUAACAAUUACUAUUAUUGAAAGCGUCAUCUGAAGUAUGAAAGAUUUUUACACUGUUGAAACUUGAAGUAAAUAAUAUAUUUAGUUUAUUUUGGUACAUCACAACUUGAUGCGACUCGAGAAAGAGGGGAAAAUUAAAAAGUGAGAACUAAAGUCAAAUCUUGUGGUAGGAACGAAGUUAACGAGACAAAGAAACUACGUACGAGGGAGGAAGAGGGAAAAGAAGAAAAAUAAGGAGAACGGUGGGACGAACUAUUUUUUAAGAGACCGAAUAUUAUAACUCGAGCCGAAGAGCGAAUGUCCGUGCUUUAUACAUACCUUUGGUGAUAAAUUUGAUGGAGAGUCACCAAAAUGGCAAAUUCUUUCGCAAACAUUUAUUCCCACGAGCAUUCACAAACGGGAACUAAACAGAUCUACAAAUGAAGAGGAGGAGGGAGGGAGGGAGCGAGGGAGGGAAGGAAGGAAGAGUGUAAAAAAAGAACAAAUCACAUGUGAUUGAUAGUGAAUUUUUCAGAUUUUACCAAGUAGACAUGUACUAAGUUCAAAGAAAGAAAAAAAAAAGUACUAUUACCGUGACGACCAAACAGACGUGGCGGCAAUCAAGCGCAAAUUGUCGAGCCGUUCAGAAAUCAUCCAAAAGUCAAAGACACAGAGUUGAAGGGAAAUCAUAUAUAACGAGAACCAAAAAAAAUCGAAAAAAUAAGGGAAGUGGGAGGAGGGGGGGGGGGGGGGUGGAGGGGAGAAGACCAAGCGCGUUGAACGACAAAGAAACGGCGCGGUUAUAUAAAUUAUUGUACAGUGGUGUGGAGUUGUGAAAAAAUGAUGAGGUAUAGAAGCUGAGGAACGAGAAGACUGCACGCGAAAGAAUGGAAAAAUGAAAAAUAUUGGAGUAAUUAAUAGAAUGAUGGAAAAGAGAAGAAGCGAGUUACAUGAGCAUACGAGAAAAUGUGAGAAAAAAAACAAUGUUGGACAAACAUUUGCGUAGCUAGGUAGAGUUGAACUUAAGAUUAAGGAUUUAGCGAGUACGCUCGACUUAGCAGUCUAACAAAAAAGAGAGAAUGAAGCCGAGGCAAGAAAAAGAAAAAAAAUUUAAGAUUUUAGAUCUAAGAUUAAAUUUAAGUAGAUAGACAUUAGGCGCGUUAAUUAGAAUAUGACUGCCUCUUCGACAAACCAGAAACAACAAUAAAAACAUGAAAAUCUCAUGAAAUCCUUGCUCAUCCCAACCACGCUGAAGCCACGAACGGGGUGUAAAGAAAAGAAUCAUUCAAAAAAAAAACAAAAAACAAAAAACCCCCGUACAGUCUACGCACCUCGAACCCGUCAAGACUGACUGGCUAUUCGUAAUUGAAGAUUUUCUAUAUUGUACACGUGAAUAAAUGACAUUCGGUUUGUAAAGAAAAUAAAACAAAUCUAACAGUAAUUAAAUAAAAAUCACGUAUUUUUAAAAUAACACGUUUCCGGUGUGCCAGAUGUCAUUUCGAUUAUUAUGAAAAUUCCGCGUUUUUCCCAACAAUUUUCAAUACUCGCACGAAAGAUCAUGCGUAUGUAUGAGUGUGUGCGUCCAUGCGUGCGUGUGUGCUUCCGUGCGUGUGUGUAUAAGAGGAAAAAAGAAAACAAUUCGGAAACGGACUUGAAACGUUCGAUCGUGCAUUUAGGUACGUGUACAGGGAAAUAAAUUGAUCGGCAAAGAAUACAUUAUCACGUGCUAAUAAUAUGAUGUAAUGAAAAAAAAAAAAAAAAAAAAAACAAUAGCUAAGUAAAGUUUGCUUGUUGCGCACCGCGGGUCGGGUGUGCUUGGGCUGGUCGGGCAAAAACACACACGCACGCACGCACCCACGCUAUCUGAAAAAUGCACCCGGAUGUUGAUUUGAAAAAGUGUACACUGAAGAACGAAGAAAAUAAAAGCUCUCGCUAUUUCGGAGAAGUGGAACAGCCCUUUUCAUGAUUUUAAAAUUUGAAAUAAUAGAGACGGAAAAAAAUGCUAAACCAUAAAAAAAAAAGAAAAGAAUGAAAGCCGCGCAAGCUUAACGGAGCUGGAAACAUGGAGCAAAUGCGCGCGCGCGCGUGCGUGUGUGUGUGUGUAUGUGUGGCAGAAAGGGAUGAGAAAAACUUUUUUUUUCGAAGCUGUAUGGUGAAACAUAAUUUCGAAAUAAUUCGUGAGAAAUUUAGAAACCGUAGCCACACAUUUUUGUAGUUUACAGAUGUCGAACAGACAUAAUAAGUCCGUAGAAUAAACUCGUAGUAUUUUUUUUCUUUGAUGAUAAGCUAAGUGAUUAAGGAAAGGAGAAGAAGAUGAUGAUGGAGUUGAAGAAAAGAAAAAAAAUAAGAUGCAUUAAGAAAAAUAAGGAAAUAAACGUAGGGUGGUUUUAAGUAUAAACUUUUAAGCGAGCGCAGUUAUAAAUAGUAAGAGGCGGAAAGGAGCGAGUGAGUGGGUGUGAGAGAAAAAAAUGGCUGAUGUAAUAACGAUAGUAAUGAUAAUUGAUUAUGAUGAAUUAUCGGCUUAAGAAGGCGGCGAACUCCUACAUUUGUUUCUACCGAAUAUUUCUCGUGGAAAGUCACGGAAUAAUGAGGGCGGAGGGAAAAAAUGGGAAAAAUCGAAGGAGAGGAUGAAAGAGUACGGAAUAACUGAAAUUCGCCGUCGGCAAAACUCCGACUUGUACAGCCCUUGCGAUCGACAAGGUUCUUUAUGUCAUUGUUUUACUUUGUUGAAGAAAAAAGUAUGCCUGCAUCCGCGUGACUGAGAAAUGAAGAGAACGUGCAGCGAAAGAAAGAAGAGAGCGAGAGCAUUAGAUUUAAUCAAUUAGCAAAAAAGGAAAAAAAAACACACGAGAACGGAUCGAUAAUCUCGAUGGUUUUUUAUUUUUAUUUUUCACCAUUAGUCUCCUGAAACCCACACCCUUUCGCUUUCUUCCGUUUUUUCUUUCUUUUUUUCACACUCUAAUCAAUUUCAGCGUCACGCUAUCUUGCAACGCAGCAUUGCAACUUUUGGCCAAUGAUGGGCGCGUUGGCGGGAAAUAUUAAUUUGAUAAAUAAUACACCUAACUGCUGCGACAAGACGAAGAAAGAGAAAAUAAUUUUAAAGACGAUAGUUUUACACGUGCGGCAUGGACUAAAUCAGACGAAAACAAACGCAUUUGACGAGACGACGGAAUACGCCCGAUGUUCUUCUAGACAUAGGCUAGUUUUAAAUAUGAGAAUGAAAAAAAAGAAAAGACACGACUGUAGUAGAGAACAAAAAAUGAGUUUAGAGAAUAAGACGAUUAUUGUGUAGUUAAGCUAAGAAUUCUCAACGGUCGAUAGGUGCUCUAACGAAAAUAUCUAAGAAAAAGUGAGACAACGGAAAAAAGAAUAGUAAACAGACGACAUGGACGAUUGUAGAAAGAGACGAUAAAAAAUUUAAAAAAAAAAGGAAAAAAAACAGAAAGACAGAAGCUGCAUAUGACAGAGUUAAAAAAAAAAAAACAAAACAAUGGUCAGAAUUAGAUUUUUCAUGAAACUCGAAUAAAAACAGGGCAUAAGCCACUAAAAAAAGUGCCCUUAGUUUAUUUUCCAAUUGUUUGAAAAAUAAAAUAAAAGUAAUUUAAUAAAUGAAAGAAUAAAACAAAAAUGGGAAGAAAACGGUGUUCUUUAUUACAAAAUAUAAAUUUCCUUGUUUGAGAUGAGAUUUUUUAAAGGCGCGCUCGCGCGCUGGCCAGUUUCGAAGAAAUUUUUUAGAUAGGAUCUUUAAAAGAAAAAACAGGCACAUGCGAAAGAAAUAGAAAACACACAAGCGUUUAUAAGUUGAAUAUACACUAAGGGAAUAAUAGUGGACUUGGGCGCGAUACUAUUCUUGGGAUGGACGACUCGAAUGCUGGUCAAAAAUUCAUUGCUACUCCGCCUAACGAGACUCGAACGAUGAAAAAAAAACUCGAACGCGUCAGGCCCGAAUGUAAUAACAUGAGAGCGAGAGAGAGAGAGAGAGAGAGAGAAAACAAGAGUGCGUGAGACGAAAAUAUCACUGUUAAUGUAAAACUUGCACACUGCGAGUGCAACAGCUCUGUACGUAUUGCGAUUCGAGCUUUUUGUACCGGAGCAUGCAUCAAGAGUAAAAAGAAAAAAAAAACAUUAGAUAAGAAAAGAUACAGAGUCUCAAGAGUUACUUACGACUAUGGUUCCGUACAAUUGAAUAAUGAAAUAAUCAAAUUCCUAAUUAUUAUCAUCCUUUAUUUUUCAAUCAAAUAAAAGAUCUGUUUUUGGGGA